This is a messenger RNA of Miscanthus lutarioriparius, 1881 nucleotides long. NCBI's taxonomy places the organism in Eukaryota, Viridiplantae, Streptophyta, Magnoliopsida, Poales, Poaceae. The record is from the annotation of a GenBank genome assembly.
AUGGCCCUUAUCGCUGCGAUCGGGGCGCAGCUGGCGUGGGAAGAAGCUGGGGCGGGCGGGAGAGUUGGGCCUGGAGAGGUGGUGCUCAGCGGGGCGAUUUUAGAAAGGGGCGAGCUGGAAGGUUUGGCGAUUCUGGUAGGGGACGAGCUGGGCAGUUUCGUCUGCCAGGUGCAGCUAGGAGAGCUGGACCUUGGGAGCCGACGUCAGGAAGAUGGGUGUGGCAUGAAGAUGGGCGACAGGCCUAGGAACAAGGAAAAGGUGAAGAGGCUGGUGAGUUUUCUGAGGAAAAUGGGGGUGCUUCCAAGCUGGAGAAAGGCACUGAUGGGGAAAUGGCAUUGGGGGUCGCUGAGGGCAGGGAUGGAGGUGAUGCUGCUAAGAAGGGUGGUGCCGAUUAAGUGUAAUUGGGAGUUGAAGGAGCUUGGGGAAGACGAGUUUCUUACCCAAUUUCCUUCCAAGGCUGAGCUGUUACGUUCAAUAGCAUAUGGGGGAGCGGAUGCAAUGGGGGAAGGAGUGCCUGAUGGUAUUAGAAUGCAGUUUGAAGAGUGGAAGGAAAAAGAAGAGGGCUUCCUGCUACCUAAGGUGUGGGUGAGGGUGAGAUGCAUCAGAAAACAGCUUCGUGAGUUCCCUAUCCUAUGGGCGGUGGGAUCUCUGUUAGGUGCAACGCAGACCGUGGAUAUGGAGACCACGAGGAAGAAUGAGUUUGGACGCAUUUUAGUUGCGGUGCUUGAUCCUAAGCUGAUUCCGAGGAUGCUAGAUGUGGUGAUUGGAGAUCAUUAUUUUGACUUGGAGUUCGAAGUGGAGAAGAGGGGUUUUGAUGAGAAAGGAGAGGAGGUUGAGGUUGAAUGGGAUGGAGGGGAAGGCGAGGGAGAUGGAGAGGGGAAGAGCCAGGGUCAGAACACUGAAGAUGGACUGAAUAAUGAUCAACAGAAGCUGAGAAAUAACAAGCGCUCCAAAGGGAGCGAUGGGGAGGAAAAUAGGAGGGAUGCCCGGUCGGAGAAUAAUGUUCCUAUUGAUGGACAUGUUCUCAGUAAGGAGGAAUUUGAGGAAUUCCUUAGUUGGAAGGCCAGUAAGAUACUCGAUGUAGUGGUGGAUGAGGUUUUGGAGGACCUAGCUGAUAAAGUGGUCAAAGAACCGGAUGAGUUCAUGGAGGGGAAUACUGAUAACCUUGGAUUGGUUAAGGUUAAUCCAGAGGAGAUGGAUGCUGGAGGGGUUCCAAUGGAAGUGGAAGGAAGUGCUGCAGUUCCAGAGGUUAAGGAGUUGGGUGAAGAUGCAAAAGUGAUUACUAAUGAAGAAAGGGAAAAUAGUUGCUCGGUGAUGGAUGUGGUUCAACCUGCUGGUACGAAGCUAGUAGGAGCUGCAUUAAUCAAGGAGGUGGUCCAUUCUCCGACAAGGGCAAGUCCGAGGCUUGCUGGAGUGCUGGCUGAGCACACUCUGGGGUGGGCGGAGCGAUUAAUGCAGUCCAAAAAGCUGGAACGCAACAAAGGUAAUUACCAGGCUGACCAUUCUUGUUCUAUACCUCUUUCAAUUGCGAUAGACAAUUUGUGGGCUUUAGGAUUAGGGACGGGAACUAUAAAUGGGGAUUCUUUUGAGUGCAGUGUUAAGAACCUAGUUGAGGAUGCGUUAGCUAGUGAACAACCAGGUUCGGUACUGGGAGAAGGGGAAGAGGAUUGCUCGGACAAUGAAUCUGUCUACUCAGAUAGUUAUGAGAAGAAAGCAUUAGAGUUUUUAUGUGGAGAUGUAAUGGAAGAAAUUUUCGACGAAGAUAGUUAUCACCUAAGUAGUGAUUUUAGGACUGUUCAACGGAAGCCUGGCGCUAAGUCGUCAAGGAAUAAGGCUUCAAGGAAAUUAAAGGUUAAGAUAAAUAAUAUUGGUAAAAAAUGA